Molecule: messenger RNA, 898 nt
Organism: Striga asiatica
Lineage: Eukaryota; Viridiplantae; Streptophyta; Magnoliopsida; Lamiales; Orobanchaceae
Source: the annotation of a GenBank genome assembly
CAAUAAUUCACUAAUUUGUGAAAAUAAUGUCCAAACAUUGAUUUGACCAUCCAAAAAUGUGUCCUUUCCUUCCCCCUACACUUCAUUUUCUUUCUUCUUCUGUUUUUCUUUUGCGCUUUUUUCCUUUUUAUUCUUCUCAUUGCCCAUUUACUCAUUUUCACCUUCCAAGUUCCAAACUUUUCUACCUUCUAAACUCUCUCUCUCAAAUGGGUUUUCCAUCUCUGCUCUGUUUUUCCGUUCUCAUCUUCCUCUACUCUGUUUCUACAGGACACUCUACGAACUCUGAAGGAAAUGCUUUACAUACUCUGAGGAUCAGACUUUCGGACCCUAACAAUGUUUUACAAAGCUGGGAUCCGACCCUCGUGAAUCCUUGUACCUGGUUUCAUGUCACUUGUGAUGCUGAUAGCCAUGUUAUUCGCUUGGACUUGGGAAAUUCCAACAUUUCUGGGACUUUAGGUCCGGAGCUAGGUGAACUGAAGCACCUUCAGUAUUUGGAACUUUACAGAAAUGAAAUCAGAGGGAAAAUCCCGGAGGAGUUGGGCAAAUUGGAUAAGCUCGUGAGUAUGGAUUUGUAUGGAAACAAACUCGAAGGGAAAAUUCCGAAAUCAUUCGCCAACUUGAAGUCACUUAGAUUUCUACGGAUAAAUAACAACAAGUUAACCGGGUCGAUUCCUAGGGAGCUCACGACUCUAUCCAACCUCAAGAUUUUUGAUGUCUCAAACAACGAUCUGUGUGGAACAAUACCAGUCGAUGGCCCGUUCGUUACUUUCCCAAUGGAGAGUUAUCUAAACAACAGACUCAAUGGGCCUGAGUUGAAAGGAUUGGUGCCCUAUGACUUUGGAUGCUAAGAUGUCUUCACAUACUUGCUAAUACCCAUAUAAACAUGCAUAAGUUAAAA